Molecule: messenger RNA, 1665 nt
Organism: Cladophialophora yegresii CBS 114405
Lineage: Eukaryota; Fungi; Ascomycota; Eurotiomycetes; Chaetothyriales; Herpotrichiellaceae
Exons: 2
Coding region: 1-1665 (554 amino acids)
Source: RefSeq, a predicted model, not a curated record
AUGCUGUUCUCAACUCGGCUGCCCGCCGUCCUGGCCGUCUUGGUCACCAUCUUCACCGUCCUCGCCAAUGCCUACCGCCCCGUCCAAUUCGUCAAACACACGGGCCAGUCCGGCCGGGCGGACCAAGCCUUCAGCCUGGUCAACUACUACAACACCACGACGGCGCAAUCCGACCUGUACGUCCGCAUGUGGAUGUUCCGGUACGACUCGAGCAAUAGAGGCUGGGCGGCGCUCGGUCUCGGCCCCCAAAUGAAAGGCGCGCUCAUGUUCAUCAUCUACGGCGAUCCGGCCAGCAAUGAUCUCACCAUGACUGUGCGGACCGUUGAUGGGCAUCAUCCUCCUCGACCGCUCGACGAGAUGAAGGAUUUCUACUCCGGCGACAUUCCCGACGUGGAGGUUAUCAGUACGCGCUUCGAGCCGUAUACGGGGGACUGGUACUCCGAGCAACUCCAGGCCAAGCCCUCUCACUUGGGCGUGGCGGAAUUCAUCGUGCGCGGGUACGAGAAAUUCACGGCCCCGGCGCUGGGGAUCCACAGCGAUAGCACCAAGCAGUCGAUGAUCUGGAGCAGUAACUUCAAGCAGGACUUUGAAGGGGAUUUCUCCUACGAGCGGAGCAUCGACAUGCAUCAGUUCGGCCUGGGGUUCGGGUUCCUGUGGGUCGACCUGCUGAACGCGAAGAGUGAAGUCCCAUUCUUCCAGACCAUCGACGAGGUCAGCGACCACAGCGGGCUGAGUGAGAUUGGGGACCCUACGGCUCCGAGCGACGAGGAGCUCAAGAAGGGCGAUGCAAUCAUCGCUGCGCAGUUGAAUCCCGGCACCGGUGACGGUGCGCCGGAUGCUAGUGGCGAUAAAGAGGCUUCGCCACCACCGACCGGUUCGGACUCGGACACAUCCACGCCCGGUGCCGACGAUGGCUCCAAGGUCGAAGAACCCGUCAAGACGGUCAAGCAGUGGAACAUCCGCUCGUGGAUGUGGCACCUCCACGGCCUGCUGCUAACCCUGGCCUUCCUCCUCGGGUACCCCUCGGCGAUCUACCUGCUCCGCUCCCCGCGCACGGCCGCCGCCGGCACGGCCUUCAACUACCACUGGACGAUCAACGCGCUGUCGUCCGUGUCGGUCUCGAUCGGCGCCAUCAUCGGCUUCCUGAACUCCCGCUCCAUCUCCAUCUUCCACCAAUACCUCGGCAUCCUGAUCGUGUGCGCCCUGGCCGCGCAGACCGUGCUGGGGUGGCGCCACCACGUCGUCUUUGUCGCCACGGGCGGCCGCAAGACCUGGAUGUCCGCCGUGCACGUCUGGCUCGGCCGCGCCGUGUUGCCCCUCGGCAUGGUCAACGUCAUCUUGGGCCUCAUGCUCCGCCGCUACGGCUGGCUUACCAUCUCGCUGUGCGUGGCGCUGGCGGUUGUCGAGGUUGUCGUCCUCACGCUCGUGGUCGGCCAGGCGAGGAAUCGACGGCCCGGGCCCAUGCAGAAGGGUGGCGCGAGCGCGCCCCCGCCGGCGGACGAGGCCGAGGAGUACUUCCAGUUGACGGGCGAUGACGAGGACGAGGACGACGACGCGUUCAGCGACGAUGAGGAACGUGCCGGGGCGAGUGCCGAGGAGAGGGCCAAGAAGGAGGGCCAGCGUGAGGAGCAGAGGAAGAAGCUGGCAAAGUUGGACAGGGUAUAA